AUGGCAACCGAACUCGUAAUGCCUGCCCUCAUCGACCAGCGUGGGCCCUUCUACGCUCCCCAGCGCCCCGAUUUUGGCCACACGAGAUCGCAGUCUUUCCAGACGGCGCCCCGUCCCUAUGGCCAGCGCGUCUCGCCACUGAGCACUCCCCACGAUGGCUCCCCGACCUCGCCCAAGUCGUGCUUGAACGAGUCGGUACGCCCCAUCUACAUGCCUGCCGUCCUCCGCCCGACCCAGCACCACUCCAAGAUGCCCCGGACUCCCAAGGCCGAGGACAUGGACGGUGAGGACCUCUUGUGCCUGCGCCGCUCCAACAGCAGCUUCAUCAGCUUGCCCGGCUUCAGCGUCAUCGGCCAGAAGCUGUCGCGUCGCUCCACUGGCGACAGUGGCAAGGUUAUCGACCUUGACCUGGAUCCCGAUCUGUUCCCCGAGGUCACCGGAGAGCCCACCCGCAAGCACUGGAAGCCCGACACCGAGUCCACCAUGUGCGACGACCCGACCUGCAAGCGCAACUUCAACACCUUCACCCGUCGUCACCACUGCCGCCGCUGUGGCAACAUCUUCUGCGGGCCUCACUCUGCCAACGUCAUUCCCCUCGACGAGGGCUGCAACUACAACCCCCGCGGAGCUCUCUCCCGCGCCUGCUUUCACUGCUUCACCGAGUUUAAGGUCUGGAAGAGCCGUAACGGCAGCCGCAGCGGAAGCGACCAGAGCUCCGACUCCCACAGCAGCAGCACCACCACCCCGACGAGCCCCAUCGUCGCAAGCCCGGUCGCCCCUUCGACUCCGGGUCUCCUGCCUCCUACCAAGGGCCCCGAGGUUGCGGCCAGUGUCCCUCGCGACUGGAACUGGAGCACCUUUUGA
Molecule: messenger RNA, 864 nt
Organism: Colletotrichum truncatum
Lineage: Eukaryota; Fungi; Ascomycota; Sordariomycetes; Glomerellales; Glomerellaceae
Product: FYVE domain-containing protein
Molecular function (GO): metal ion binding
Source: RefSeq, a predicted model, not a curated record